AUGGAUUUUUUACAGAAGGAAAGUGCUAGAAAGAAGCAAACUGAAGACAAUGUAUAUGUUGAUAGCAUCAGUUCAAAAGGAGCUGCUGAGGAAGAUCCGCAGGAAGUUGUUACUGAUGUGGAACAACAGGUUAGACUGACUGAAGCAUUGCGCGAUAGAGUAAGAGGGAAACUGAAAACUGUCAAGGCCAAAGAAGAAGAUUUUUUCCCUGAUAACCAGGAUGCACCUACUGAAGGAAACCCAAACAACUUUGACAAGGAAGUUCCAUUAGAUGAAGCCUUGGCAUUUUUUACAUCAACUUUUGAAAACCACACAAAGCUGAAAGAAAUUGAUCAAAAUGUUGACCAGAACUCAAUAAAUGACAGUCUUCAACAUGCCUGUGACCUAAAUGAGCAAACCCCACUGCUUCGCCAUGUCAGAGAAAUACUGCCAGAACUACUUGAAGUAAAAGCUGCUGAGUAUGAACACAGUGAUUGGAAGGAAGAACAAUGUGAUUAUCUUUUCAUACCAAGCGCUCUCCCAGUUAUACACAGCUCUAAAUUGCCAAAUAAUAUGUUGCCACGGAUUUUAGAAGAUGAAGGAUUUUACAUUCCAAGAAAACCUUACAUUCCUAGGAAUACAUAUUACAAAAUGGAAAACCGUCUUCUUCAGCAAGAAGGGGGGACAAACUGGUUUGAAGAAAGUGGAGAAAUAAUAUCAUUACCUUCACCUGUGAAACAAGCUCAUCACUGCAGAGUAUCUUUCCCUGUUGAGACUGAUACACAGUUAAGGACAACAUAUAGGAAGCUCAAAGCAUUAACAAGUGCCACAAAGCUGAAGGAAAGUGAUUUAAAAAUAAACCAGCUGAGUACAAACACAUUAAAGGAUUUCAGAUCACAAAUAAGACAUACUAAAAGAUUAUAUGAUAAAGAACGCCAAAGAGAUAGUUCUUUAAUACAAAGCAUGUUGAAGAUAUGGAAACAGAUAAAAUCUGUGCGUAUACGACAAGGAUUUGUCAGUACUACAGUAAAACUGCAGUUUCAAAGGCUGGCAAAUAGCUCUGAACUGGAUGACUCUGAAGCUAGAAUAUCUGAAGAUGAUGAAAAAGUGGGUUACUUGGAGUCACCUCAUGUACUUCAAACUGCAACAGAUUUUGGAGAUCAGAAUGAAUCUCUUUUCAUGCCACACCUCUCAUUUGUGACAGAGAUAACAGCAACAAACAUGUGUCCCAAAGAUGAACAAAAGAGAAGAGAAAAAAUCAAGCUGGAGAAAUACUUUAUUAAAGUAUAUUACAAUAAUAAAUUGGUUUCUUCUACUCCAGAAACUCCUCUGUGCCAGGAUUUUAAAGUAAUAUUUCAACAAAGGUUUAGAAUUCAAGUAUUAAACUGGCCUGAAUCUCUUUGUUUAGAGAUAUUUAAAUCAAGUAAAAAACCAUCUUUGUUGGCCAGAGUAUACUUGGCUGUUCCCAGUGCCUUUAUAUUAAAAAGCAAGGAUAUUUUGGAUGAGGUAGAAUUUAGCUGCGAUCAGCAAGUUUACCCUUUGGAUGGGGCAGUGGGAAGCAAUGUGCCCUUUCUUCUUGAAAAUGAAACUGAAGAACUAUGUAUUCUCACAUCAGGAAAAGUAAUAUAUUCCUUGUUUUGGACUGUUGAUGACAAAGGAGUUCCUUUAGCACCCACCUUUCAACCUGCAUCUGUUGGCUCUACUAGCGUGUCAAGUAAUGUCAGGUCCGGCAGAGGAAAUGAAACUUGGUGGCAUUCUGAUAUACAGAAAUGUAUUGAGUGGGCAAAAGCGGCCAAUAUUGAUCCAAAUGACCCUAAUUACACAGAUUUGUUUGAAUUAAUCACGUAUGCAAAAUCCCGGGAACAAAGUAAUUCCAAAUACUUUCGUCUUGAACAGCUGCAGGAAGAAUUUAACUUUGUCACUGCAGAAGACAUUGAAAAUUGUAAACGUUUUCAGCUGUUGCAGCUGAGAAGCUUAGGACAGUUAGACUUCUACCGUUUUCAGCAAAUUCCUCUCUAUGACAGAGAGAUAUCAGACACAAUCUUCCAGCAAUAUGGAAGCCAAUUUGAAAAGGACAUGCCAAUGACAGAUGUGGAUCCUAUUUCUGCACAAAGGAAUAGCUCUGUCAACUUCAUUAGGAUGAUGAGAAAGCAAGUUAGAAAACAAAUUGUGACCAUUCAGCACAAAUAUAAUUUAUCAGAUAUUGUGAAUGAUUAUGAAGAAAUUAUAUCUAUGAGCCAAUUGAGUGAUGCAAUUUUCAAGUUAGGGGAACGCAGAAGGCAUUUGAAGCCACAAAGGAAAGAGAGACGCAAGAUCCCAGCGCAGGCUGUCUCUGAUGGAGAUGUUAAACUUCUCAUAAGAAUAUUGAGAGCAUAUAAUAUUCCUGAAAGAAAGGUGUUGGAAACUAAGGGGGCAGUCUCUCAUUCUUCAUCUUACUUAUUGAAUCGUAUGUCCCGUGGCAGACAUAUUUUCUCAGGAAACUCAGCCUAUACACCUGAUCUUCCCAGUGAGAUUUCUGUCCACCCUUUUGUAGAAGUAACUUUCCAGAACACAGUGUAUCAGACAAGUACUGCUGAUGGCUCACAUCCAUGUUGGAACGAAGAACUUCAAGUUGAUUUCACGUCACCAGGACAUGACUAUACUUUCUCAGGGCUAUCUAAAAUAAAAGACAACAUAAAUAUUAACAUUUUUGAUGAAUUUGUAAUUGAAAAGCAUGAGGAUGUCUGCCCGAAAAGCUGCAGUAGUCAUUCCUAUGUAAGGAAGAAUUGGCUUGGAUCAGUUACAUUUCCUUUUUCAGCUCUCCUGGAACAAUCAAAGAUAUGUGGUACAUUUCAAGUAAGCACACCACCAGUUCUGCUUGGAUAUACUUGGAGUAAGACAUAUGUACCUCCUAAAGAAGAAUGCUAUGGACAGAACUUGAAAGAAUAUACCUUUUUAACUAUCUUUGCCACUAUUGAACCUCAGUUAUCUUCUGCUGAAAGUAACUUACAGCCAGAUAAGAUUCUAAAUCAUGAAGAUGAAACACUAUUGCAAAGAGCAUACAUUUUUAAGCAAGCGUGUAAAAUGAUGUUUCCAAAGAGAAGAAUAAUAACUUCUGUUUUUGACAAUCAAGGAAGAAAUGUUUUAGUAACCAAGUAUAUUACACCUCUCAAUCCACCACAAGUAUUGCUUGAUAUGUAUCCCGAUGAUCCCAACUCAAUUUCUGACCUUGUAUCACGAUUUGUGUCUUUAAUUCCUUGCAUGUCAGAUACUGUAGAUGAAAAUGGUGAUGUGGAUAUAUGGAUGACAUCAGAGCACUGCAUCAAAUGGGGUAUUUGUAAUAAAGAAGAGCAUGCAGUACUUCUGUGUAACUACUUUCUGUAUAUUGGGAAAAAAGCCUGGCUGCUUUUAGGGGCAUCUGUGCUAGAAGGGAAGGUAGCAUAUGUAGCAUCACAAGAAAAUGGAGAAUUUUUCCUCUGGAAUCCUCUCAGUGGCCAGUGCUACAAGCAAUUCGAUGCAUUUUGUCCGUUACAGAGUGUUGACUGCUUGAUCAAUCAGGAAAAUGUCUGGUUCAACAUCCAGCAAAACAGUUCACCUAUGUGCGUCAGUUUUGAUAUUUCAAAGGAAUGCUUCUGGAAGCAAAUGCUUCCAGUUAUUCCUCAGGAUUUAAAAACACAGACUGUACAGCCAGAGAAAAUGCAUUAUAUCCCAACUGAUGAAAGUUUGAUAGAAGAACUACAAAACAGGUAAUCAUCAUAAUCAGUACAAUAUUUUUAAACAUUUCUAAACCUUUUCUUCCAUAAAAGGAUUGAAAAGACUUUAAAGAAUAAAAUAAUGGAAUGGCGAUCCCAGCAUCCAACUCGGUGGCAUCGACAAUGUACUAAUGUCCUACGACAGCUUCUUCCAAAGCUAGAAUUUAGAAAUGGACAUACAGCUAAGGAAAAAGAAGAGAAUUAUUUGGAGACUUUUCAUGAGCACUAUUGGGUUACAGGAUUUCCUAUUCAGAUGCUGUAUCUCGACGUACAGUCAAUAACGGAGGCUGUUUAUCAGACAGGAAUUCAUUCUUCGGAGGUUCCCAACACAGAAUUUGCUCUUGCUGUGUAUAUCCAUCCUUACCCAAAUAACAUGCUGUCUGUCUGGAUCUAUUUGGUAUCUUUGAUCCGUCGUCAGUAGUAUCAGAUCCGUUCAGGAAUCACCAAUUUGCUGCAUCUGAUAAAUGUUUUCUCGUGGUGAAUUUUUACUCUUAUAUCACAAAAAAGGAAAAUGUUGAAGUUAUAUCUUCAGAUUCAUAUUGUCUUUAAACAGCUGUUGCCUUUUCCCCG
Messenger RNA from Anolis sagrei ordinatus, 4280 nucleotides. The record is from RefSeq and is a predicted model, not a curated record. Lineage: Eukaryota; Metazoa; Chordata; Lepidosauria; Squamata; Anolidae.